This is a messenger RNA of Pochonia chlamydosporia 170, 651 nucleotides long. RefSeq lists its product as hypothetical. The transcript has a single exon. The coding region runs from base 1 to 651 and encodes 216 amino acids. Lineage: Eukaryota; Fungi; Ascomycota; Sordariomycetes; Hypocreales; Clavicipitaceae. The record is from RefSeq and is a predicted model, not a curated record.
AUGGCAACACUACAGCCCACAAUCCUCCCACCAGCAACCCCCUCCGAACUCCUCCAACACCUCAUCGCAAACACCACCUACCCAACAACCGUAAUCAUAGGCUGGCCACGCGAAGACUUCAUAAACGGCCUCACCGAAGACAUAAACCAACAGCAACCCAACACCACCGACGCAGAACCCCCUCCCAGCCACCCCCUUCUCCGCGCAACACUCUUCCAGACAGCUAUAUCACGACACAUCAACAUCGUCUUCACACCCACAGUCACCCACCUCCGCGCCUAUCUAGCCACAUUCGCAGCCUCCAAAUCCAGAAUACCACCGCCGCCAAAUCAAGCGUUAAGAAAACCACCACUACUAAUGGUGUAUGGGUUUCUGGAAAUCCACAGAGACGGAUUGGAGUGGUCGGCGCAGGGGUUGAGCCUUACGGGAGCUACAUUCGUGCAAGGGGCGCUGAAGGAUGGAUUUCGCGCAGUUAUUAUUGAGCCGAGACGGACUACGGAAGAGGAGGAGCUGGACAAGCUGCUGAAACAGACUGUGCCUGUGGUGAGGGGGGCGACGAUGAAGGAUGAUGGGUCGUGGAGCUGUCCGGUUGUGUCAUUGCAUAGAGUACUAGGGAGUUGGUUCAGUAUAGAUGAGAAAAGAGACGAAUGA